AUGUCGACAGCAGUUCCUCAAGUACCUCCUCGUCCUACGCGGGCCCAGAACCAAUCCUCGGGCAGCUCCAGUUCUCUUGGCAGUGACAUCCCCAAGAUCCCACCUCGUCCUGCCAACCGUCGUCUUGACCGUUCGGCUUCGCCAUCGAGAGAGAGCUUUGCUCGAUCUCCUCUGAACGAAACUCCAUUUCUGGGACAUAAUGGCAACCUUCCCAAAUCUUCCUUAGGCGGAAACCUCCGCAACGAUGCUGGCGAUGACUCUGGAGCGGAUCUGCCAUCCCGCCCCUCGAGCGUUGCCCUGCCUUCGAUUGGGCAGGAAGGAAAUGAAUAUGCGGAGGUAUUCGACGCUUCGAGAGAGCUUGGCACAUCAAGUACACAAACUCGAAAUAUAGCCAAUGACCUGAAGCUUCAUGCCCCAAAGCCAUCUCUGCCAACUUCAAGCGCUACGCAGAGGGUCUCACAGGUUACUCGUACCGACUCCGAGAAAGCAGCUUCUUUCGGCAUCGGAAAGGCUGGCAGUGACGACAAGGAUCCAUCUUCGCGUGAUUUGAAGUCAAGGACCAGCUUUGCUAGCCAAGCUUCCAAUGACACUGAACGCCCCUCAUCAAGUCUCGAGAGCGACCACGGCAUUCCAGAAAUCGGUCAACGUGUGCCCAUGUACCCCGAUGCCGGCGACGUGCAAGCUCCUUCGCCGGCUCCAUUCGCGGCUCCCUAUGCACCAGGCAUUGGAUUCCAUAACGACGGCUCGAAACCGAGACACCACGCCCGCAAAACCAGUGCUCGUGAGCACGAUAUGCCACUAGAAGCUUAUGGCAGACAUGGGCAUCAGGUCCUUCCUCACGAUCGUUUCGAGAGAGCAUACUACGAGAAACACCCAGAACUUUUUAAGAAGGAACUUGGUCAAUAUGGAGAAGGGAAGCCGGAGUGGGCUAUGAGCAGUGAUGAUUUGAACAAAAUCGUUCGGGAUACAGCUAGUAGGGGUUCUGGACUUGGGACAUCCGCAGCAAUCGGAACGCCAAAUGAACAAGUCGGCCACCAAGCAGCUGAGGAAUACACCUCCCGUAUGUCUUCUCCUCGCCCACAGUCAUCGGGACUUCAACUUGCCCAUUCGAAUACGUCUCAGACGCAUGUUGAUUCACCUCUGAGAAAGACAUCAUUUCCUACAGACAUCCAGGGCAAGACGGAGUUUGAGGGCACACUCUCUCGAAGCCUCCACGCACCUUCAGAUACUGCUCUUGAGAGUGAGCUUGACGACGACGAUGUGAUUCACGUAGAUACUGCACGCCGUACUAGCCAUAUCUACGGGGGCGGAUCUGUUCCCCAGUCAACCGAGGAACUUGGAACCCCCGGUGAGCCAGAUGAAGAAGACGCUGGUUAUGAUGAAGGAUAUAGUGCUCCUAUCUUGGCCUCUGAUGAAGUUGCAAAGGAACCCUUUGGCUAUGAGCUUCAACCUGCUGUUUCUCCCCUUCUCGAGCGCAAAAACAGCCAGGAUUAUAGCUUUUACCAGCAAAAGUCCGCUAGUCAAACAAGUUUGUCUGGAAGCAGGCCCUCAAGCCGACCUGGAAGCAUUCAUGGAACCAUCCCUGGCCUUCAGUUUCCUUCUUCUACGAAAUUGGAGGAUUUGGAGGAGUACGAGCCACUGUUUCCAGAGGAUGAGAAGAAUGCCGGCAUAAAAAAGCCAUUGACAGCCGCAGAUAGAUUAAAGCGACCUGAACUCAUGAACCGUAAAUUUCCCAGUCAGGAUAUCUGGGAGGAUACCCCAAAUAGCUUGCAAUAUACCGCUACCGUUUCGACGCCGCAAUUACCAGAAGAAGGCGAGACCACCGAGGCCAAAGAAUCCAAGGAGACUCCCGAGCAAGCAUUUGCGAGACGACAAGAGGAGCUUGCAGAGAGCGAAUCCAGUGGAGCAGAAAGUUUUUUACAUCAGGAGAAGAAAAGCCCGUGGUCAAGCAAGGCUCACCUCAAUCUCGAUACAAGACCAGGAGGCAUGAAGCAAAGAUUCCCUAGUCGAGAUAUCUGGGAGGAUACUCCUGACAGUUUACAACUACAAACAACUGUAGCCGGACCGCAAUCACCUGAAAAGGAAGUCCUCGCGACCCCCGACGAGCGUCCUACAACUGGCGCAGUGGCAUAUCAUCAAGAAAAAGCUGCCGCCGGCCUUCCACUUGGACGUGAAGAAGGCCGUGCUACCACAGGCAUCGGAGCUCUUAUGAAACCAUCAAUCCCAGCCCGCCCAGUCAAGUCGAAAUUGUCACAUUCGUCAGACAGUGCUAGUGAUGCACAGCCUACCGUUCUAGAACGCCCAUCUAGAAAGUCAGCAUCGGCGGAUACCGCCACACCUCCAGUACCAACCAAAACAAAACCCCAAGUGCCUGCACGACCUUCAAAGCCCAUAUCGCGUGAUUCGGGAGAAAAUGUUCCCCUAUCCCAAGUACUGUCAAAUUCAUCGGCAAAAUCUGUCGGAUCGGAUCAAGGUGCUGCCGCUGCAGCCAAGCCAAAACCACCAGUUCCUGCGAGACCCGUUGGGAGUAAAAUUGCGGCUCUCCAAGGUGGCUUCAUGGCGGACUUAAAUAAACGUCUACAACUUGGUGCCCAGCCCCCGAAGAAAGAAGACGUUGUGGCGGAAGAACCUGAAGAGGUCAAGGAGAAGGCGCCAUUAGCUGAUGCUCGAAAAGGUAGAGCACGCGGUCCAGCACGAAGGGCACCGGCUAAGAGCCCAGCUCCAGUCAGCGACGCCACAGAGAAAUCUACCGUUCUGGGCUUUUCCUUGCCUCAGACUGUGUGGCACAUUGAUCCGGAAGAGGACUUAGUACACAUUGAUGCUCCGAAGGAAGCAGCAACGGCGCCGAUUGCCACAAAAGCUACGCAGUCGGAAACCCCAAAACUUGCAACCAACAUUUCAGGUCAGGAGUUACAUGACAUUCCUGGUGCUAAGCAUAUCCCGGCACCGAUGACAGACUCUUCAGCGAUCGAAUCCGCACAGGCUGGAACGGUUGAGGAAGCAAAGGAAGCUACGAUUCCAACUAUGAUAAGUGAUAAUGGGCACGAGCUUGAGCCGAAACCAAGCGAGGAACCAACAGCUGAGACUACGCUCGAGUCAGCCGAAGAAAAUGAUCUCUCUGAUUCGACUGCCACUUUGAAGGCCGAUACCGAAUCAGAGACUAUAGAGUAG
Lachnellula hyalina is the source of this 3171-nucleotide messenger RNA. RefSeq lists its product as uncharacterized. NCBI's taxonomy places the organism in Eukaryota, Fungi, Ascomycota, Leotiomycetes, Helotiales, Lachnaceae. Bases 1 to 3171 code for a protein of 1056 amino acids. The record is from RefSeq and is a predicted model, not a curated record. The transcript is spliced from 2 exons.